Molecule: messenger RNA, 1482 nt
Organism: Colletotrichum higginsianum IMI 349063
Lineage: Eukaryota; Fungi; Ascomycota; Sordariomycetes; Glomerellales; Glomerellaceae
Product: Pectin lyase
Exons: 1
Coding region: 1-1482 (493 amino acids)
Biological process (GO): carbohydrate metabolic process
Cellular component (GO): extracellular region
Molecular function (GO): cellulose binding; pectate lyase activity
Source: RefSeq, a predicted model, not a curated record
AUGCGUUUCUCCGCGUCCGUUCUUUUGGCUGCCGCUGCCGCCGCCACUUCGGCCUCCGCUCAGGCCGUGGUCGGCAAGGCGUACGGUUUCGCUACCGGUGUUACCGGCGGUGGUAGCGCGGCCGCCGUCACUCCGUCCUCCGCCGACGAGCUCGCCAAGUUGUUGUCCGACGACACUCCCCGCACCAUCCUCAUCGACAAGGAGUGGGACUUCACCGGCAAGUCUGCCACCGGCGAGGGCUGCGACCGCAAGAGCUGCAGCGCCGCCAGCGGCGGUCAGCUCUACCUCGGAGACCUCUCUUGCGGCUCCUCCGACAACGUUGCGGCCACCGUCACCUACGACGUCGCCGGCACCGAGCCCCUGAUCGUCGGCAGCAACAAGAGCAUCCUGGGUGUUGGUGGGAAGGGCGUCCUCAACGGUAAGGGCCUCCGCAUCAAGGCCAACGCCAAGAACGUCAUCGUCCAGGGCGUCGAGAUCACCAACCUGAACCCCGGCGUCGUCUGGGGAGGCGACGCCCUCGACCUCCAGGGCGGCAACGACGGUGUCUGGAUCGACCACUGCAAGUUCUCCCUCGUCGGCCGCCAGUUCAUCGUCAGCCACUACGACGGCUCCCGCGCGACCAUCUCCAACAACGAGUUCGACGGCGUCACCAAGACCUCGGCCUCGUGCAACGGCAACCACUACUGGACCAUGAUGCUCAACGGCAAGGGCGACCAGAUCACCCUCGACAAGAACUACUUCCACGACGUCUCCGGCCGCGCCCCCAAGCUCGGCGACGCCGGCACCUUCCAGGCCACCAACAACCUCUUCAGCAACAUGAAGGGCCACACCUUUGAGCUGUACUCCGGCACCUACGCCCUCAUCGAGGGCAACGCCUUCGAGGCCGUCGACAGCCCGUACGCCGGCGAGGCCUUCGCCAACAGCUUCAACGUCCCCGACGCCUCCGCCGCCAACUCCUGCAAGUCCACAAUCGGCCGUGCCUGCGCCGUCAACAGCGUCGACUCCAGCAGCGGCGAGUUCAAGGCCCUGUCCAAGACCAACGCCCUGUCGACCUUCUCCAAGCUCAAGGACUACCUCGUCGAGCCCGUCGCCGCCACCGGUGUCGCCAGCCUCGUCAAGGGCAGCGCUGGUCCCUCCAACCUCGGCUCCGGCUCCAGCUCCGCCGCGACCCCCGCCCCUGCCGCCGAUGCCGAAGAGACCAAGACCGAGGAGACUACCACCGAGGAGACUACCACCAAGGAGGAGCCCGCUGUUGUUGAGGAGCCUGCCGCCGAGGAGCCCGCCGCCGAGGAGCCUGCUGCUGAGAAGCCCGCUGCCUCAUCCGGCGCGUCUGCUCAGCAAUGGGGCCAGUGUGGUGGCAACGGCUGGACUGGUCCCACCGCCUGUGCCGCCGGUACCUCGUGUGUUGUCCAGAACGAGUGGUACUCCCAGUGCCUCAGCUCUGCCGCCAGACGUAGCAUGAAGUCCCUGCGCCGUCGCUAG